This is a messenger RNA of Microplitis mediator, 753 nucleotides long. RefSeq names its product epidermal growth factor-like protein. Bases 1 to 753 code for a protein of 250 amino acids. The transcript is spliced from 3 exons. NCBI's taxonomy places the organism in Eukaryota, Metazoa, Arthropoda, Insecta, Hymenoptera, Braconidae. The record is from RefSeq and is a predicted model, not a curated record.
AUGUUUUGUACACGAGAUGAGAAUUGUGAUGGAAUAUUGCAUUCAAAGUGUUCAAAAAAUAGCUUGUGUAUCUGCAGAUCUAACAAUAUUGAAAUAAAUUCUACCAUAUGUGCACCGCUACUGGGUGAAUAUUGUGUAAAUAAUGAAAAGUGUGCACCUGAUAAUUCUAUUUGUAUUCAUAACGAAUGUCGAUGCGAGGCAGAUUAUUCAUCUGUGUCUAAUGAUCAAUGCAAACUAAAGAUACUAGGAAAACCUUGCUCUGACGAUAGCGAAUGCGAAACAGUUAAAUAUGCAAAGUGUUCCGCGUAUUAUAGUGCAUGUAUAUGUACAGGUUACACUAUUGCAUUGAAUUCAACGUUUUGUGCACCACUUUUAGAAGGGUUUUGUGAGAACAACGAUGAAUGUAUACGAAUGAAUGCUACUUGUGUUGAUAAUAAAUGUAAAUGCAAACCUAACUUAGUUCCUGAUUCUAAUACUGGCUGUAGAAAAGCUGAUUCACCGUUGUCGUGCCUACGUGAUACCGAUUGUACUAAAUUUAUUAAUCAUUCCUUGUGUCAUCGGAAUAAGUGUCGGUGCGAUAUGAGAUAUGUCACGCUGAAUGAGACAGUAUGUGCGCCAAUGUACAAUCAUAGUUGUCAGGAACUUGAACCAUGUGCAAUUCGGAAUUCUCUUUGCAUUGAUAACAAGUGUCAGUGUAAGCAUGGUUAUGUAUACCACGAAUUCAAAUGCUAUCCAAGUAAAUUGUUUUUAUAG